Messenger RNA from Solanum dulcamara, 1443 nucleotides. RefSeq names its product membrane-associated protein VIPP1, chloroplastic. Bases 182 to 1171 code for a protein of 329 amino acids. The transcript has 11 exons. The record is from RefSeq and is a predicted model, not a curated record. Lineage: Eukaryota; Viridiplantae; Streptophyta; Magnoliopsida; Solanales; Solanaceae.
AUAUCCAAACGCUGAAGAGAAGUGUUUGGGCUUUUUGCGAACUUUCACCUGGAACCACAAACAAGAAGAGGGAAAACUGAGAGAAACCCAAAUCAAGAAAAAGAAAACUUAGCAAAAUAAUUGAUUUUCUUGGUUUUGUAUAUACAAAAAGUUGCAAUUUUUGGGCACCCAUUUGGCUGAAAUGGCAGUAAGAACACCAAUAACAGGGAUAAGUAUGGCUUCAGCACCUUCAAUUUCAUCUUGUAAUAGAGUUGUUGUUGUAAAGGUGAUGCCUUUUAGAGCUUCUUUCUUUGGUCAAGGAGUGGGAGCUGUAAAACUUGCUGGGCUACAGCUUACUCGUUCUAAUAGAUCCAGGUGUAACAGUCAUGGUGGGGGUGCCCUUGGAGCUCGUAUGAAUCUAUUUGAUCGGUUUGCUAGAGUUGUCAAGUCAUAUGCAAAUGCACUUAUAAGCACCUUCGAAGACCCAGAGAAGAUCUUGGAACAGACUGUGCUGGAAAUGAAUAAUGAUUUGAUUAAGCUGCGACAAGCUACAGCACAAGUCUUGGCUUCACAAAAGCAAUUGGAAAAUAAGUAUAAAGCUGCGCAACAAGCUUCUGAAGAUUGGUAUCGUAGAGCCCAGCUUGCUCUUGGAAAGGGGGAAGAAGACCUUGCUCGUGAAGCUCUCAAAAGAAGAAAAUCUUAUGCUGAUAAUGCAAAUGCCUUGAAGACUCAACUUGAUCAGCAGAAGACUGUGGUUGAUAAUCUGGUCAGCAAUACACGGCUUUUGGAGAGCAAGAUACAGGAAGCAAAAUCGAAGAAGGAUACUCUGAAAGCACGUGCUCAGUCAGCAAAGACGGCAACCAAAGUAAGCGAGAUGUUGGGAAAUGUAAAUACAAGCAGCGCUCUCUCAGCCUUUGAAAGAAUGGAAGAAAAAGUUUUGACGAUGGAGUCUCAAGCUGAUGCUCUUAACCAGUUAACCAGUGAUGAGCUUGAAGGAAAGUUUGCGUUACUGGAGACCUCUUCUGUUGAUGAUGAUCUUGCUAGCUUAAAAAAGGAAUUGACUGGAAGCUCAAAGAAAGGGGAUCUUCCCCCAGGGAGAACACCAGUUGCCAGUUCAAGCUCGUUGCAAUUUCAAGACUCAGAGAUUGAGAAAGAAUUGAACGAAUUAAGGAGGCGGGCAAAUGACUUCUAGAGAUCAUAAUCGAUCUUUCACACUACUAAUCGUCUUCCUUUAGUCAUUUGUUACUCAAAGAAUGUGGCUUUUGGCUUUUCCGAAAAGUUGCCUCAUCGAUAAUGGCCAUCGAAUAUAGGAAGUGAAACUGAGGAAAGUAUAUUGAGAUAUGUUGAUAUAUCUUCUUUCAAAUUAUUGACCUACAUUAUGGUAAUAUAGUGUAAGCUAGUCUUGACUUCAGUUUUGUAUGUUGCCACUCAAAUGUUUCAUGUGAGAAAAGUCACUUCAAGUUA